CUGGCGUCGUCACCAGGCGAGGCUCCCAUUUGCCCUCCCGUCCUCCUCCUCCUUCAACUCGCACUUGUAUAGAUUCCACCUGGCCGACAGCGUCGUUCUCCCCAGCGCCGGCAACACUGGCAACCCAUCGCUUUGCUCGAUUGAAGAGAGCGUCGCAUUCGCACGCGCUUUGCUCCUCGCCGAGUCCUGUCCCGUCGCGCGCCGCGCCGCUCUUGGACGGAUACCCUCCCCUCUUGGACGCGACGUCCUCGCACCACGCCCGACUGACAGGCGCCGACUGCGCUGAAGCGCGCUCCCGGGUCCUCUCGCAACGCCCCUUUCUUGAUUUAGCCUCUGCUCCGCCGCUGGCAUGAUUCCCGACUGGAGCGGUGGGGUCGCUCCGUCAGUGUCGACGCUGGUGAAUGCUGACGACGGUCGCAACGGUGAGACACGCGACGCGAAGGACGGUAGACCGAGACUCCGCGAUUGGAGCGCUCCCCUCCCACCCGCGACGGCAACGAGAUCUUCCCGCGGCGCCGUGUCGACGUCGGAAGACGUCAUGGACCUCGACAGGACGCGGCCGCCGGGUGAGCAGGCACACCCGCCGCCGUCGAGCCAGAUCAUCCCGGACAGUGGCGGCAGCUCGUCGCAGAGCCUCACGCGAUCCAUCUCCAACUCCCAAGAGUCGACUGUGACAGCCUCGACGGACCGGGUCGCCACGCCGCCCGCCAGCGAUACCAGCGGCGAGCGGUACGCGGCCGUCGAGCGGCACCACGACAAGCCGUCGAACGGAUCGGACCACGGUGUGGACCACAGCAGCCAGCUGCAUCACCUGUCAGCCAUUGCCGCUGCCCAAGACAGGAUGGAGCCCGACGCGGUCGGUGCUGGAUCGCGUAAGCGCAUGGCGGACGGCGAGGUCAAGUCUUGGGCGGGCAGCAUGAGCCCCGUCAAGGGACAUUCGCGGACGACAAGCGCCGUCAGCGUGGCCUCGACCGCGGGGAGCACCAUUGGCGAGCUAUCUGCCGAGUUGCGUACUCGCCUGUCGUACGCAAUGAUCAAGGUAAACCACGGCUGGCAAGGCCGGUCGCUGGACGAGGUCGAGUCUCUGGCAUCCCAGGCUGCCUCUCCGGCAUCUAGCACCUCCACCGUACAUCGCCGGCACGGGUCCUCGGCCAGCCCGCGACUCAACGUCAACUCGACGCCCCAGGUUCACUUCUCCAGCGACCCCGUCAUGAUCCGGCGCAAGUCCAUCUCGCCGCCGUCAUUACUCUCGGGCAAGCCAAUGCUAGCUCCCCCGGCCACCAUCCAGCCGUCCAUGUCUAUGCCCGCUCCUCGAUCCAAUCCUCGGCGCAACUCGAACCCCCACUACACGCCUGCCGGACUCGUCCAGUCACACUCCGGCUCCCCCCCAACGCCCCAGGGCACGAGCAAUCCGAUAUCUCGCCUAGAUCAAGACGUGGCCGAAACGCUGCUCUUCAUGAGCAGUCCAGGCAACUCGGCAAACCUGAAGCACGCCUUCUCCCCGUCUGGGUCUCCUGGGGCGCAACCCCAGCCUCCCGCGCCACGGAGCUCGGGUCGCCAUGCACUGCCGAGUGGGCCACGGAGAGCUCUGCCCUCGCAGCGGCCCUCGCUGCCGCCGCCGGCGCCGCCAACAAAGAAGGCUGGCUACGAUCGGGCCAGCAUGCCCCCGCCUCCGGACUCGCCCCUGGACUUGGACUCGCCGCGGCAAUACCAGUCCCCGAAUCGGUCCACGCCGAAGCGGCGAACAAACGGCGCCGGGGGUCACGUACGUUCAGCUCUCUCGCUACCAAGCGGCAUAGCUCUUGGCAACGGCACGGCGAGGAAGACUCUCUGCGACGAAGACAUUGAGCGAAUGCUGGACCGUGCGGGAGCCGAGGUGGCAGACAGCUCCGACGACGAGGAGAUUCAGCUGCCCCCACGCAGGGGUGUCGCGGGCGUCAUGCGAGCGUAGGCCGACGCUGCACGUUUCCUCUGCAUUUACCACCUUUAUUUGGACCGUUUGCGCGACCGAAGUGGUGGUUUUUCCUAUAGGCACAACCUCUAUGUCACCUAACGACGUUUUAUGACACUAUUGCAUGGGCUCAUUCAUCCUUUCGGACAGAUUUACUCGGUUUGUUAUUAUUCGCUUUACGGGGACGGGCCGAACGGGACGCUCGCCUUCCCGGUGUUGAAACUUACCCGUCUGCAUCAUUGCUUUGAUGUACAUUUUCGGGCCGCAUUUUUAAUCGGAGCUGGGGCUGCUUGUCGUUGUGUCACGCAUGAUUUUUCUUUUCCCUUCCCGUUCGUUUCUUUUGAUCUUUAUCCAUAUGCUCGUUUCACUAAUGACGUGGCGGCGUCUGCAUGGACCGAGAAGGGGCUAUUUGGGACAUCGUCGUUGUCGUCGUCGUCGUCGCGGGCCAGGAGCGUUGACCAUCUGUAAGGGAGUGAGAUUUUUGGUAGUUUUUUCUUGCACGUAGUAUACCCAUCGAGAGGGGGGGGCAACUGGGUUUCACGUUUGGAGCGAGGAGAGGAGGGUCGGUCAUGGGUCGGUGCGGUGUGUCUGCUGUUUUGCCACGAGCCCAAGGCACACGACGAGAGUUGCUGGAGAGUAAUCUCUUGUCUUUGCUUUGCAAAGUUGGCUCCAAGGACCGUCUGGACACUGUUGUCAUGGUGUGUGGGCUUUGAUAGCAGAAUUGACCGGACCCCCGUAUUGAGCCAAGAAUUUUACAAGGCGUUGACUGACUGACA
Messenger RNA from Purpureocillium takamizusanense, 2727 nucleotides. RefSeq lists its product as uncharacterized. The record is from RefSeq and is a predicted model, not a curated record. NCBI's taxonomy places the organism in Eukaryota, Fungi, Ascomycota, Sordariomycetes, Hypocreales, Ophiocordycipitaceae. Gene Ontology annotation, cellular component: SBF transcription complex; cytoplasm. The transcript is spliced from 2 exons. The coding region runs from base 350 to 1951 and encodes 533 amino acids. Gene Ontology annotation, molecular function: transcription coregulator activity.